Molecule: messenger RNA, 822 nt
Organism: Microsporum canis CBS 113480
Lineage: Eukaryota; Fungi; Ascomycota; Eurotiomycetes; Onygenales; Arthrodermataceae
Product: extradiol ring-cleavage dioxygenase
Exons: 4
Coding region: 1-822 (273 amino acids)
Molecular function (GO): ferrous iron binding; oxidoreductase activity, acting on single donors with incorporation of molecular oxygen; zinc ion binding
Source: RefSeq, a predicted model, not a curated record
AUGGCGAGGACACCGGUAUACUUCCUAAGCCAUGGCGGACCAAACAUCAUGUACGAUCAUGAACAUCCGGCAUAUACGAAACUACAAGAAAUUGGUCGGGAGAUCACUGGGAGAGUGAAACCACAGGCUGUUGUAGUGUUUUCCGCUCAUUGGCAGGGCGGAAAGGAUACCAUCUUGGUCAACACAUCAGAGACUACAGAGUUGAUAUAUGAUUUUUACGGCUUCCCACCACAUUAUUAUAAAGAGAAGUAUCCCAACAGGGGGAGCAAGGAGAUCGCGGAGAAGGUGAUCCGUCUUAUCCAGGGCGCGGGCAUGAAGGCUGAAGGGGUUACGCGAGGGCUCGAUCAUGGUGUGUGGGCAAGUUUCAAGUGUGCAUUUGACCCAGAGGAUAACCCUCUGAGUGUCCCUGCUGUGCAGGUCUCUCUAUUUGACGACGAAGACCCUGACGAACACUACAAAUUGGGGCAAGCAAUCUCACAACUGCGGGAUGAGAACAUCCAGAUAAUCGUGUCAGGUAUGGCGGUGCAUAACCUACGUGAUUUCCGCUUUACAUUUGGAGAUCCAAGCCCGCUAGACUACACUGUUAGCUUUGACGAAGCCUUGAAAGAAGCUGUUAUGACCCCUCCCGCAGAGAGACAAAAGGCAAUGGCCGAGUUGCUUCUUCGGCAUGAUGCACGACAAGCUCAUCCGACAUUUGAACACCUGCUGCCCAUUCAUAUUGGCGCGGGGGCUGCUGGAGUAGAUUGCGGAGAGAGGCUGUGGACUUUGAAGGAAGGGAGCAUGAGCUGGGCGCAGUUCCGAUUUGGCGACGCCCCGGCGUAA